Alosa sapidissima (American shad) is the source of this 2167-nucleotide messenger RNA. Its product is annotated as E3 ubiquitin-protein ligase TRIM35-like. The record is from RefSeq and is a predicted model, not a curated record. NCBI's taxonomy places the organism in Eukaryota, Metazoa, Chordata, Actinopteri, Clupeiformes, Clupeidae. Bases 516 to 2057 code for a protein of 513 amino acids. The transcript is spliced from 7 exons. Gene Ontology annotation, biological process: protein ubiquitination. Gene Ontology annotation, molecular function: ubiquitin-protein transferase activity; zinc ion binding.
UCAGUCGAGAGCCACUUCCUUAAAUACCAAUCCAGGGCACGCCCCCUAAUCAAUAACCUGUCAGUCAAUAUGACUCAAGGGGGAAACCCAUUUCACCACACAAAGGUCAGCUGUCAGUGACUUCUCCAAGCAAAAGCAGACUCUGGAAAGCUAGUGUGAAACUGCACGACCUGCUCCAUCGACACGGAUGCAAAAGCAGACAGCUCAGCGGACAUCUCCGUUGGAAACAACGAGACAGAAUUUCUCCCUUUGUCAUUUUAAACAUCUAUUUCUGAAUGUGUAGUCUACUUUCUUUUUGUCUUUCUGCUCUGUAAAUUUGUCUUGCCUUGUUUUCAUUGAUUAUUUCACUUUUUCCACAAUUCUGAGAGCUUCUUGCCUUCCUAGUCUCUCCAUCAAAUGCUUCUUUUCUCCACUGUCUCUGGGCUUCUUGGAACUUGUCUCCUCUCUCUCUCAUUCUUGAGUUAUCUUUCUCCUUUUGUUGUCUAUCACUCUAUCUCUCUUCUUGUCUGUCCCUUAUGGCUGCCUCUGCCAAAUCUCUGGAGGAGGACCUGUCGUGCAGCAUAUGCUGCGACGUCUUCCGGGAGCCCGUGCUGCUGGGCUGCGGCCACAGCUUCUGCCGAGAGUGCCUGAGCCGCCACUGGAGCUCCAGCCAGGGCCGCCUCUGCCCCGUCUGCCGACGUCCCUCGCCCCGGGAGCCCGUCCCCAACAUCAGCCUGAGGAGCACCUGCGAGUCCUUCCAGCAGCAGCAGCAGCAGAAAGCCUCUGGGGAAGCCCAUCAGAGGAGGAAAAAAGUGGAGGAAAAGGAGGAAGAGAAGGGGGAAAGGCUCUGUCUUCAGCAUAACCAGAGGUUGAAAUUUUACUGUGAGACAGAAGAGAAACUCAUCUGCUUACAGUGUAAGAAGGGCGAGCACAGGGGUCAUCUUGUGUUGUCUGUGCAAAAAGCAGUGAAGCAGCGCAAGGAAAGUCUGACCACUGCCUCAAAGCUUCUGAGAGAGAGACUGAAUGUCCUGAGGAAAGAAUCAGCUGCAACAGAACACAUAAAGGCUGUUGUGGAAAUGUGUGAGAGGCAGGUUCGGCAAGACUUUGCAAAGUUCUUCGCCUUCCUGCAAGAGGAACAGAGGGCGCAACUGGAGGCUUUGUGCGAUGCUGGGAUAUCAGAGACCCAGUUGGCAAGGGAGGCCUUCAAGACCGAGGCCUCCCUCCUCUCCGACCAAGUGCAAGAAGUAGAUGAAAUGGUGCAGAGGGAUGACAUCACUUUUCUGCAGGAGUUCAAGGACUUCAACAUCAUGAUGAGUACACAGUUUUAUCAAGCUAUGCCUGAUGUCCGCAGACAACUUGGCAACCUGAGGUUCAAUGUCUGGAAGAAGAUGAAGGAAGUUGCUCCCUACUACCCCGUAAUCUUUGAUUCCAAGACCCCUAUAUGUGGCAUCAAUGUGUCAACUGAAUUGAGCAUCAUGGCGAUUCCAGUCUUAGACCCUUCCUCUCCACAGCCUAAGCUCUUUGCAUUUGUUAAGAGUUCCAAGGCUCUCACUGAUGAUUGUCAUGUUUGGAAUGUUCACAUCAGUGACUACUCAGACUGGGUGGUGGGCGUGACAUCAAAUCAGCACAUUGGCCGUGAUUCCCUUGUUUUUGCCCCGUGUUGCAAGUACUGGGGUAUCCAGCGGAUCCGAGAACAAUACCUUGCCCUCACAUGCCCCCCCAGCCCUCUCAAGAUAGCCUCAACCAGCCCCCUCAAGGUGCUGAGGGUCAAGCUGACUUGGGAUGUUGGCCGCCAUGGAUGCUCUCUUGGAUGUCGUGUCCGGAAGUUGACAUUCUCUGAUGCUCAGGAUGCCAGGGGAUCGGCCAUUUUCAGCAGUUUGCUGCCUCACCACACAGGGGCGCUCUACCCCUUCCUGUUCCCAUGUGGACAGGGGGCUAAGCUGAGCCUUGAGCCUGCUGAGGUGAGGGUGAAGGUGAGGGAGGUCCUGGGGUUCUGGGAGCGGUAUAGGUAUGAGGUCAUCAUCUUUGCAUUGCUUAUUUUGGCCAUAUUUGUUAUGUUAGCUUACUUAUCAUCAUAAUGUUAUUGUUGUCAUCUUGCUUUGAUGCUUCAAUGUCAUUCGCCUUAUUCACACGGCGGCCAUUACCAGGCUCAGGGGUACACUUGCCAUUACACCUCAGUCCAGCAGAU